AUGGGACAAGAGCCUCGAGGUGGAGAAGUGCCUGGGAGGGGCGGCGAUCUAAGAGAUCGCCUCAACGCUAAACGUCGUAAGUGUGGAACAACUCCAAUCCUAACCUAUAGUUUUCCUUUGAAUAAGCUCGACUAUUUUGUUUGAAAAAUGAUAUUUUUUGUUUUCUAAAUGAAAUUAGCGUUUUGCAAGCUUCACAGCACGACACUCAGUGUUCCAGACCUGCCUCAGUAGAAUGAACUAAAGGUCUAAAAAUUGGAAUAAAAUUAAUAGAAAUCGCACCAAUGUUAGGAUUUAGAUCUCAAACUCUUACCCAGUAUACGUAUGAUGUUUACAUCGUAAAUAUCUGUACACAAAGAAAAAACUUGUUUUAACCACUACUCCUGUGAUUUAUAUCUUCAUGUUGGCAUGUACGUUUAUUUAUUUCUUUUUUCUGUUUAUCUGUUUACUAUAGUGCGCUGCUUUAACUGCAGAGGCCGUGGGCACAAAGCCCGACACUGCCCUCUGCAAGAAUUCGUUAGAGGGGCCGACGAAAGGCCAACAACAGGCCAAGUGUGGACGAUACACAGAUGGUUAGGAACGAAUAUCAUUUCCACCAAAAGGUAGCAAACGUCUCAUUCCAUUGAAAUUUUUAAUGUUUUCUAAAUUUUUUCAUGUAUUAUUACCAAAUUACAAAUUUGUUUCAAUUCUCGUUUCAGUUUUUGGUGUAAUAUUAAACAUGAAUAAAAAUGAGUCAGUUCUAUGUCAAUUCUAUUUGAGGCUGUCAGUGUACUUCAAACCCCUCCUUUGACCAACUACACCAGCUGCCCUUCAAUUCGUGUACCGAACCUAAUCAAGUACAUGAAGAGGUUAAGAUCGAGUGACCCACAUUGGAAUUUCGACUGUAGAUUACUUGGAUAGUUGUGUGAUCUUGGUCUUCCUUUCAGCUAUUUUUUUAUGUAUGCUUUUUCUUUGAAUAAUAUUGCAUUUUUUCCGCGAAAACGACUGCUGGGGAGUCAAAGAAUUGACAAGAGUAACUUCUCGGGUUUUUUAAAACCACAUUUAAAAGAAGGGGAAUGUUAAAAACAUGACUGGUUCAAACUACAAAGGAUUGACAUACAAUGUCAAAUCUUUAAACUUUAUCAUGCCUGGCUUAAAGGUCACAUUUCCAAUCUUAACUCCAAUCUAUUGUAGGUUCAUCGAAAAUGUUUCAUUAUCUCUCGAUCAUGUUCGCGUACAGUUGCACUUGGAAUUUAAAAUUUCAUACCCUGAAUAGGUAGUAUUCUACUACCUAUUUUAUGGGUCAAGUAUAAUCACUUUAUGUGAAGAGUUUAUAUUUUAACGAAUUACCAAAAGUAUUGAAAAAACAUAGCUAUAAAAGGGAGUUGUUCGAGUACAAAUUUUUCCUUAGUGUAAGAAGAAACAAGCAAACACCACCAGAGGAGGUGAACACUUUGAUAAGAUAAUUUUUAACAAUACCAAUCUGUUCCUUUUAAGUGUGUUUAGCGGAGUAAUGCUAGAAGGCAUAUUUUUUAAUAAAGGAUCAUGUGUACCCAAGGCAUACGUCGACCGAGGUCGACGGACUCUGAAAACUUUUAUUUAUUUAUUUGCUUAGGUUUGUAACUUAUUUGCUUGCCUAAUGUCAGUAGUGCCAGUGACAAACAUUUGGCCCUAAAUUUUCGUGAUUGUUAAUUGCGGCUUUUUUUUAUUAUAAUCUGUUCUUUUUAAGUGGGUUUUAAAAGUACUGCAAUUAGGCCAUAACUUUUUUAGCUUUGACAAAGGUGUAUCAGUCGGGUACAAUGGUUUCUUGUUUCCCCGCCUCUAUCUACAUACAAGGAUACUUUGUUUAUGAAAAAUACCUUGGAAAAGUAUGGGCGAAUUAUUGCGUUGUUGCAUACACUAUUGUGCACUAUUCAUUCGUGGCAGUACGCAGUAGCAGUGUCAAGCUUUAGAAUUCCACAUUUCAUACAAUUGAAUUUUUCCCAGAUGGGAAACGAAACAGGCGAACAUCACACGGGCAAUCCUACUCAAAUUGUGUUGAUGAAACAGCUAAUUACACAAUAACAAUCUCUCAAAGCACUUUUGACUGUAUCAAAAAGUGUAAAAACAGUUUCAUUCACUGUAUUAUUAUUACUUUUUUGGCGGGGCAGGGGGCCGGGGGGAGUUUUGUGUUACUUUUGAUUGACAAGUUGAGCACGGUUUCACAUGAACAUGGCGUAUAUAUACGCCCUGUGAUGUACUGAGUACCGCUGACUCGGCGGUUAACUAUUCCUUCUCAUUGCAAGGUCUACAAGUUUACACUGUAAAACUUUCGAAGUUUUCUUUUUUUCUUUCUGGUUGGAAGUCCUGAUUAAUUCAACGAAGAUGAGUUCUCCUCCAAUCCCUUCUGUUGGUGCUACUGAAUAUAUCAUCGAAAGCGAACGAAGCGUAAGUCUUCAGUAAACAGUGUGAACAGUCAGCUUGCUCGCAGGCUUCGAAUUUCCUGCGAGUUUUUCCUCUGUAGAUAGCUUAAGUCUCAGACGAAAAUAGUUUGGACACUUAGACCAAACGCUGUUUUUUCUUCUCGUGCUCCCCUUGUCCCUCUCAAAGUUGUUUAUCGCGGUUCAGUCACCAAACUUUGUCCACCAACAUUGAGGGGACAAGGAGACACAAAAUUGACUGAGACUGUAGCAUAUACGUCUACGGGACCCUUUAUGUUAAAUAGUUAGUAUUGGCUUUAGGUCUAGUUUGAAUCGAUCGUUCUUUUUUAUCAUCCAAUAUUCUAACCACAGAAAUUAAUAAAUCAGGCGCUUACAACUCAUUUUUUUCUUGACAGAGGGCAGAUGAUGAUAUCUCUCUGAAUAGCUGGGAACGAUCACCAUCAGAGUGAGAAGAGGGAGAAGUUGAAAUGGACCACGACCUUGACUUGGUUAGAAUUUUUUCUUCACUUGUAAAAAUUUAGUUAGUAAGCGUUGCUUGAACAUUCAUAAAGACGUCUUAUAAUGCAAGUUUCACGGCCCAUUUCGGAAAUCAUGACUCCCUGGCUAUCUCACAAAUUAUCUCACAUGGAUAAUUUCUGGAACUACGCAUUAAGAUUCUUAACCAUAAAUAUAUUGUUGCAUAGGUUUCUCCUGAUUUCGACUUACUGGAUAAUCUGAGGAGUUACCUCCAUGGACCAACUAGCCCCGAUGAAACUGUAAGUGGAAACUCUAUUGUGUAUGAUUUGUGUAUGCAGAAGAGUGGUUGCCGAUCGUCAAUUUCCUUUGUCUCCCAGCCCUAAUUCAUGAAUAAUCAAGAUGAGGAGACAGGAAAUUAAAAAUCAACCAAGGCUGAAUGCAUUAACCAAAGUUUAAUUUUGAGCUGUAAAAUUUAUCCUUUGCAGUCAGAAUAUGAUGUCAGGUUGGACCAGCCUGUGGAGGAAACAUCUACCAGUGAGGUAAGUGCAGUGAGGUUCACGUCUUACCUUUUUGUGGUAAUAAAUUUAAUCAGAAGAAGUUAAAGUUGUCGUAAUUCUAAAGAAGUGUCUACUGUUCAAGCCCUCAGGCCUUCUAACACACUAAUCUUUGGGUGACAUGUGGUUUCACUGGCUUUAUGAGGCCUUUUCUAGUUUUCAUGUUGAUUUUCAUCAGUCUCCCCUUCCAAUAUAAUCGCCCCUUUUCAGCUUCAGCCACAAUUCUAAUUAAGUAAUUAGACCAAUGUCCACCAGUGCAAUCAUGCAUAAUUUUCUUUCACAGGUUCAGUAAAGCUUAGCAGGGUUCUCAUAAUUUUAAUGAAUUCUAGAAACAAUAUUAGUAAUAUUAUACAUGUAUGAAGAACAUAGGAGAAUGUUUUGAAAGAAAGUCUGAUCAUGAUGAAUAAACAACAGUCAUAGACUACUGAAAGUUAGCAGGAGAAUUCGAUCAGCUUCGUAACCGGGAGAAUAUAUCCUCCUUCAUAACAUGUGUGUAACGUAUUGCAGGCAUAAAUUGAGAACAUACUGUGGUAAAGACAUAUUCAACACAAUUGAGGAGUGUGAUUUUUUUUCACCUAUAUUCAGACCACAUAUACUUGCCUUCUUUAGGGUGAAUGGCCUAAAAACGCGUAUAUAUCUUGUGGUUUAAAUUUCUUUUCUUUUGUUUCAAAAUCAUUAUCGUACAUUACCAUACCCAAAAACAAAAGAUAAUAAAACUUAAACCAAGGACAAAAGUAUACCACCACAUAUAUAAUAGUUUGAAAUUAAAUGUCUUGUCAUUUAUUCAAAAAGGUCCGGUCUUUCACAAGAAACUUAGCACAUCGGGUUAGGAAAAGUUUUUCAGGUAUUUCUUCAGGGUUGCAAAGGGCAGGUGAUGUCCACUCAGUUCUGUCGGAAGAUGAAAGCAGCCCUGGCCAUAGCAGGUCAACCCAACCUCAAAACAUGUACAGCUUCAAUGUUGUCCUGCUGGACCCUGCUGUUGACAUCAUUCCUCGGCGGAAAUUCUGAGAUGCACUUCCACAGGAUGGUCGUAUUGUUGAGAUUUCAUUACCACGUGGAGCACAGGGACCAGAAGCACAGAAAAAACUGACCAGUGCCUUUCCCCACUUCAGAGCCAAAGCCAGGUUGGUGGUAUAUUUAUAUAUAUGUAUGGGGUAAUAAUAUAAUGGUAUAAUAUUUUUUCCUUCUUGCUUGUUUGUUUCCAAAUUCUUACACCUCCACUAUUUUAAUGUUUGUCGCAGUGGGGUAUUUUGGGGUUAAAAUGUGAAAUGGCCAUUUUGAAGCCAGGCCAGGUUGUUACUGAACAAAAUCUGAGUAUAAAAAUCACUUGUUAAAAUAUGUCAUAUUGUUUCCAGUGUACUUUUAAGUUUGUAGUAAGUUGUCUUUAUCCAACUAAAUUUUCCGCAGUUAACUUUUAGCUUCUUCUACACCUUUUAAUAACAUUAUGUCAAAGACAUUUUAUUAAGACAAUCGCUGAAUAUUCAAAACCUGUUGGGAAAAUGCAAUACAUGUCUACUUUCAAAGUUUUUAUUUUCCUUUGAAAUAAUAGUCUCCUAUUCAAAGUACUUAAUUACAUCAAGUAGUUUAUGCUAAUGCUAAUGCUGUUGUAGAUAAAAGGUCAAUUUCUUUGGAUAGUUAAGAACUACAAUGUGUAUAUAGUAAUAUACAUGGAAACUUUGCAGUCAUUACCUGUAUUCAUCAGAUUUUCUUUAUAAUAUUACCUAGACAAUCUCAUGGUCAUAGCAAUCCACCAUUUCAAGUUUUGGUCACUGACAAAUCUGCUCGAAAUAAUCUGGUGCCUGCUAAUCCCCCGACACAUGGGUUUACAGCAAGGGAACUCCACAAAGUUGCUUAA
This is a messenger RNA of Porites evermanni, 5261 nucleotides long. Lineage: Eukaryota; Metazoa; Cnidaria; Anthozoa; Scleractinia; Poritidae. The record is from the annotation of a GenBank genome assembly.